AUGUACUCAAGAUACCUAGAGGUUCAGCCAAUAUCAGAGCCAACAGGUAAUAAAAUAGUGUUUUUCUUGAGAGCCGUAUUCAACCGAUGGGGUUACCCAAGAGUUGUUGUUACUGACAACGGCACUGAAUUUGUGAAUAAGAUUGUUGCAGAAUAUUUGCAAGAUCACCAGAUUGUCCACGAACUAACGCCGACAUGUCAUCCGCAGGCCAAUCCUGUGGAAAGAGUAAAUCGAAAUUUAAAAUCAUUAAUUCGUACUUUUCUUUCAGAUAAACAUUCUAAAUGGGACCAAAAUUUACCUGAACUUGUAUAUGCUUAUAAUACAUCUGUUCACAGCUCGCUGACCGUCAGCCCAGCGUAUCUAAAUUUUGGCCGAGAUCCGAGAUAUUUAGAUCUACAUCGGGGUGGAAAAGUACUAACCGAAUUAAAUAAGACUGAUAAUCGCAAUACCGUAUUAUCAUUAAUUGAUGAACUUCGACAUUAUAUCGAGUCAUUCAUGAUAAAAGCUCAGAAUCGUCAGGAUGAAUUAUUACCUGAUCCAAAUAUAAAUAUUGUCAUCGGGGCUGAGGUAUAUAUCAGAAAUAAACAGUUAAGUAAAAAGGUUGAUGGAUUCGCAGGUAAGCUUGCACCUCCACGCAAAGGUCCGUAUUAUGUACACAGUUUUUACUCUAACAGUUUAGUAAAUGUUUGCGAUAAAAAUAAUAUAUUAAUCGGUACAUUUACUAUUAAUGAUCUUAAAAUUCCACGUCGAUCAAACCGAAAUAAACCAGGGUCGGAUAAUGAGUCGUUAGUUCGACAAAAUAAUAAAAUUAAAUAA
Messenger RNA from Microplitis mediator, 816 nucleotides. RefSeq lists its product as uncharacterized. The coding region runs from base 1 to 816 and encodes 271 amino acids. The transcript has a single exon. The record is from RefSeq and is a predicted model, not a curated record. Gene Ontology annotation, biological process: DNA integration. Gene Ontology annotation, molecular function: nucleic acid binding. Lineage: Eukaryota; Metazoa; Arthropoda; Insecta; Hymenoptera; Braconidae.